Molecule: messenger RNA, 4909 nt
Organism: Hemicordylus capensis (graceful crag lizard)
Lineage: Eukaryota; Metazoa; Chordata; Lepidosauria; Squamata; Cordylidae
Product: zinc finger protein 345-like
Exons: 6
Coding region: 569-3022 (817 amino acids)
Biological process (GO): regulation of DNA-templated transcription
Source: RefSeq, a predicted model, not a curated record
UGCUCCAAGAGGCAAAAGAAAGCCUCUCUCUCGCCUCAUCUCAGUCCAGGGGUGGGUGGGAAGUGCUGGUGGCCUGCGCAGCGGAUCCACCGGGGGUUCCUUCCAAAACAUCUUUUCCUCCUCUCUGCAAAAUAUAGAGCGGAGAAGACUGAAGCGGUUUUUCAGGCUGCUUUGCAUCCUGCAUAGGGAGCCAGCGUGGUGUAGUGGCUAGAGUGCCGGACUAGGACCGGGGAGAUCCGAGUUCAAAUCCCCUUUCAGCCAUGAAACUAGCUGGGUGACUCUGGGCCAGUCACUCUCUCUCAGCCUAGCCUACUUCACAGGGUGGUUGUUGUGAGGAGAAACACUGCUCUGGGCUCCUUGGAGGAAGAGCGGGAUAUAAAAUGGGGGAAAUCUCUGUCAGCAACUAGAAUGCCCUUUCCUUGGAAAACAUCUCCUUGGCUUCACUGUGUAAAACUUGCCUCACAGAACGAAGCAUUGGCUUUGCAGAACUCAUCCGGCCCACCAAAUACAGCCAUUCCUGCUGCAAGGGAGAGUCUCCUGUAAGAAAGAACAACUGACAUCAUUGGAGAUGGAAAUGCAAGACUCAGUUGGGCCAGGAACCAUCUUGGCGGGGAACAGUGAGGAAUUCUGGGAAAAGACUGUGGAGAAAAUGCAUAAGCAUGAAAAUAUGCUCAGUUCAGAUAUCCAGCAAUUCCAGGACCUGGAUGCCAAGGGGCCCCGGGAGGUCUGCAACCGAUUGCACUGUCUUUGCUGUCAGUGGCUCAAACCAGAGCAACACACAAAAAACCAGAUGCUGGAUCUGCUGGUCCUGGAGCAGUUCCUGACAGUUCUCCCUCUGGAGAUGAAAAGCUGGGUCAGAGAAUGUGAGCCAGAGACCAGUUCACAGGCGGUGGCCCUGGCAGAAGGCUUCCUCCUCAGCCAGGAAGAGGACAAGAAGCAGGAAGCGAAAGAGGUUCAGGGGCAGUUAGCAGAAUGGAUGGCCAAUGUCUCUGAGGCAGAGAAGGCUCCAUCGGACACCAGACAGAAGCCACUGUCCAGGGGGAUCUCUCAGGAGGGUGACACAGAUGCCGCCUUGCUGGGCCAUGGAAUAGCAAUGGCAAUAUGUCCAAGCUCUUCUGCCCUGGGUAGUGGUGGAGAAGAGGCUUCUAUACAACCUGAUCAGAGUGCUGUGUCUUUUGAGGAGGUGGCUGUGCAUUUCACUGAGGAGGAGUGGGCUCUGCUGGAUGCAGACCAAAGAGCCCUGCACAGAGCAGUCAUGGAGGAGAAUAGGCAGAAUGUGACCUCUCUGGUACGUGAUGAGUUGAAGAGCAAGAAGAAGAGAAAACCUUUUAGAGCAUUAGUGGAAAGAGUGAGAUGUAAAAAGGAAGGACAGCAGAGAAAGGAAACGGACGUAAAACAGGAAAGGAGGAAUGGAUCCAUUGCUCUUCAUGCUGGUGACAACCAGGAAAAUCCAAUGCAAAAAAAAAUAGACAAAAGAAAUGAAUGGAGCAAGCAAUCCUCCAGUGGGAGAAGUUUCAGUUGUAAAUCAAGCCUUAAUUGGAGAGCAAGGAUAGGGGAGAAGUCAUUUCAGUGUUUCAACUGCAAAAAAAGCUUCAGUCGGGACUCAACUCUUAUUAUGCAUCAAAAAAUUCACAGAGGAGAGAAAUCCUUUAAAUGUUUGGAGUGUGGAAAGAGCUUCAAUCGGAACUCAAAUCUUAGAAAACAUCUAAUAAUUCACACAGGAGAGAAACCAUUUAAAUGUCUGGAUUGUGGGAAGAGCUUUAGACAAAACUCAUGUCUUAAAGAACAUGAAAGAAUUCACACAGGAGAGAAACCAUUUAAAUGUUUGGAGUGUGGAAAGAGCUUCAGUCGGAACUCAGAUCUUACACAACAUAAUAGAAUACACACAGGAGAGAAAUCUUACCAGUGCUUGGAGUGUGGAAAAAGCUUCAGGUGGAACUCAGCUCUUAAGACACAUAAAAGAAUUCACACAGGCGAGAAACCAUUUAAAUGUUUGGAGUGUGGGAAGAGCUUUAGUCGGGGCUCAGCUCUUACAAGACAUGAGAAAAUUCACAGAGGAGAGAAACCAUUUAAAUGUUUGGAGUGUGGGAAGAGCUUCAGACAGAACUCUAGUCUUACAGAACAUCAAAGAAUUCACACAGGAGAGAAACCAUUUAAAUGUUUGGAGUGUGGGAAGAGGUUCAGACAGAACUCGCGUUUUACUGAACAUCAAAGAAUUCACACAGAAGAGAAACCAUUUAAAUGUCUGGAGUGUGGAAGGAGUUUCUGUCGGAACUCACACCUUACAGAACAUCAUAAAAUACACUCAGGAGAGAAAUCUUACCAAUGCUUGGAGUGUGGAAAAAACUUCAGUUGGGGCUCAGCUCUUAAGAAACAUCAAAGAAUUCACAUGGAGGAGAAACCAUUUAAAUGUUUGGAGUGUGGGAAGAGCUUCUGUGAUAACUCACGUCUUACACAACAUCAAAGAAUUCACACAGGUGAUAAACCAUUUAAAUGUUUGGUGUGUGGGAAGAGCUUCAGACAUACUUCAGAUCUUAGGAGACAUGAAAACAUUCACAUGGAGAAAAGAUUCACACUCCAAACAUUUCAAUGUUUGGAGUGUGGAAAGAGCUUCAGUCAUAAUUCACGUCUUACACAGCAUCAAAGAAUUCACACAGGCGAGAAACCAUUUAAAUGUUUGGAGUGUGGGAAGAGCUUCAGUCAGAGCUCACAUCUUACAGAACAUCAAAGAAUUCACACAGGAGAGAAACCAUUUAAAUGUUUGGAGUGUGGGAAAAGCUUCAGUAAGAAGUCAGUUCUUAAAAUACAUGAAAGAAUUCACAUGGAGGAGAAACCAUUUAAAUGUCUGGAGUGUGGUAAGAGCUUCUGUGAGAAUUCACGUCUUACACAACACCAAAGAAUUCACACAGGCGAGAAACCAUUUAAAUGUUUGGCGUGUGGGAAGAGCUUCCGUUUGGGUAGAGCUCUUAGAAGACAUGAAAAAAAUCACAAAAAAACCCAUCAGGAUUUGUUCCCCACCUAAGUGUCUGCAUUUCAUGUGGAAAGAGCUACAGUCAAAAUUCAGACCUUACAAAGCAUGAAACAAUUCAGAGAGGAGAGAAACCAUUUAAACAUUUGGAGUACGAAGAGUUUCCCUCAGCAACCAGAGCUUUCUUACCAUCAACAAAUUCACACAGGAGAAAAGCCAUUUAAAUGCUUGGUAUGCAGAAAAAAUUUCAGUCAGAGCUCAGGUUUCCCACCAUCUGAAAUGAUGCACACAGUUGUAUUAGGAUAUUUAUGGUUGUAGUGCUGAGAGAUUGUCACUCAUUAUGCAAAACCUCCUUCCCAACAAAUAAGCCCUGCAGGCUAAAAACAAUAUAAAUUCUUUGAGUGUGGAAAGAGCUGCAGUUCAGAAUCCUAAAAAUGCUUUUAGACGAGAGUUAAAAUGUUUUCCAUUUUCCCUCAUGCUCUAAAAGGAAUGGAAAUGGCUGGUUUAGUGCCCAUCUUUUAACUUCUACUGUCCAAUAUAAGCUGUAAAGACUUUCUACAAGCUUGCUUAUUAUGCUGGCUCUACAAAUGAGGCUCCAUAUACCCACACUUUGUGUUGGUCUUUCAGCUGGACACUGGUCUGUGAGAGGAUGCAUCCAAGCAGAAAUUCAGGAAGUUCCACUUCCCCAGUCAUUUCCUUGAGUUGUACCUGAUGCCUCUCUCUUUAUUUAUUAUUAUUUUUAGGCUCGGUUCUAUCAUUGUGUUUAGUAAUCUCGCAGGAUAUGGAUCUCUUGAAAUAUGGAGUCUUCAGUUACAUAGACUCCAUGUGUCUCUUCCAGUGAACAGACAAAUCUGGGUCUUGGGUGUGCCACUGACAGCCAUCCAGCUCCAAAGUAGUGGUGAAACUAGAACUAACCCAUAGCAAAAGAUGCUCUCCUGUAUCCAUAUUGCCUAAACAAUCUGUAAGUGAAAGGCAUGCCCCUUAGCAGCCCCAUUUUCAGAACAAGUGGAUUCUGUAGGGAGGAAGGCAGCAACAAUGUAUCUCCUGGAGCAGUGCUAACAGCCAGACAGUGCAACACAGUGAGAACCCUGUUUGUUGUUGGAAUGUUGUUGGAGCUGCUGGGAGUAAGGUGGACUCUGUUUGGGGCCAAAUGGAGAGCUGGCAAAAAUUGAGCUGUAGCAACCAGAAACUGGCAUGUACCUCUGUAAGAAGAUGUCCACAAACAGAGGGCUUUAGAUGGUAGGGGAUCAAAGUUAUCAUAGAAACAAUGCAUGGAAUAUUGGGAACUGUCUUUUCUAAAAAAAAUGAAUGACAAGUGGUAACAGUUGGGAAGAGGUGAGUGUUGGUUAGAGAAGGACUGGUAGAGAAAUAAGAAAGAGCUCAGUGUGAGAGUUCCUGAACCUCCUGUUCAGGGUGUUUUGUAGGAAAUCUUCGGGAUGUAUGGAACAGAAGCUGUAGGGGACCAGUGGUGAAUUGGGGCUGUACUCUGGGUUUGGAAAGUCUGGGUUUCAGCACCAAGUUUCACAAAAUUUGGAUCAUCAUUCUUGGAGUUGGCAAGGGAUUUGGUGUGGAUAUGUGUUUACUGACCCCUUUCUGAGAUUUAUUAUAUUAGUUUUUUCUUGGGUUUGUUAACUUUUGACGGUGGUUAAUGAGCCAUGAUAUAUUAACUAUUUUAAAUUCCUAAGUUAUUUUUGUGCUAAUAAUUCAUAUUAAUGCAUUGAGCAUUUCCAUUGCUCUGGUACUAUAAUGUACACAUUACCCUCUAAUAUUUUUUUAAAGGUAUGUAAUUCCUUACUGCACAAAUUAUCUUAUUGUUUCAGUCAAACGAAAUGAGCUAUCUGAAUAUUAUAAUAUCCGAAUAUUAUAAAGUGGUAUGAAGUGCAUCUAUAUUGCCUGGGGUAUCAUAUGAAAAUAAAAUUCUUUAUUUGUAAAAUCUCUUAA